GCGUGUGAAGGCCACAUGAGCGAUGUGACACGCCCGGCAGCGUGUUUAUAUUCACGCUAGGAUAGAUCCGCCUGGAGCAAGCCGCCCCUCUCCGUCAUGUCGAUUCGGUGGGCUUGGCUUUGCAUUCUUGGGUCUUUACAAGCGACCCUGGCCAUACCAUCCGCUGACGAACCGCGCGUUCUGGAAAUCGGCUUGAAAGACGAUGGCCAAAUUAUUAAUGAUAGGAAGAGAUUCGAAUUGAAUCUGGCCAAGACGGAUGAAAACUCAAGUUAUUAUAAGCAACUGAGUAAUCCAACAAACGACUCAUUGCUUCAGCUACAAAUUGCACGUGAUGAUCUGCGCCUAACUGACGAUCUCCCAUCGCGCCAUGUCGAAGUUCGUGUGGUGUACACAAGUAUAAUACCUUUGGCUCUAUCUUAUGAUUUGGAUUCUAUGCAAGCAGCCCAGUUACAAAAUCAAUCAUGGCACUGGCUUCCUCCGGCAAAUAAUCUCUCCCUGUCGAUUUUCAUCGAUGUCGUUCCAAAACAGAUUGGAUUAUCAUAUUUACGGUUUUGGGUCCGUGAGGCGAAAAACUUGGGCUUCACUGAACCUAAGGCAUUCGUGCUCAACUCUUCCAGCUGGACCACACAACAUUACUUUGAUAGCCUUUUAAACACACCUUGGAGAUUCGAGCUUCUCGGUUUCCCAGUCAUUGUGCUGCGUGGCCAAGGUGUUGUGCAACUUGUGUUUCGUAUCGUGGUGGUCAGUAUGGUUACGAUUUUUACUUUCACAAUGGGCUGUGAAUUAGAUCCGGGGCUGUUAAAGGCCUACUUCCGAAGACCUAUUGGUCCGGCGAUUGGAUUUUGCUGUCAGUUUAUCAUAAUGCCUCUGAUUUCCUUUACCAUUGCCAAAUUGGUACCGAUUAAACAGGAGUUUGGUUUUGGUCUGCUCACAAUCGGCUGUUCCCCCGGAGGAGGGGCCAGUAAUGCUUGGUCUCUGAUGCUCGGUGGAGAUAUCAAUUUGAGUAUACUUAUGACGUUCAUAAGCUCCUUCUCCGCACUGUUCAUGAUGCCACUACUUCUGUUCGCCUUCGGUCGAUUCUUCAUCGAUGUGAAUCGGGUCCGGAUUCCCUACGGUAACAUAUGCAUCCAGCUCCUCCAAAUCGCCAUCCCCGCGCUGUUCGGUCUGGGAUUACGGUGCUGGAAACCGGAGAUUGCCAAACGUUUUACCAAAAUCACUCGACCAAUGUUUGUGUUUUUCAUCCUAUUCUUCCUCACGUUUGGAAUCUAUGCGAACCUUUCGAUUUUUCGACUGAUCGGUUCGUACCCGAUCGUGAUGCCCACUGGUGCGCUUUUGCCUUGGAUCGGAUUCGCCAUGGCAGCUCUUGUUGCAUUCAUUCUGCGCCAGUCCCGGCCUAUCAUAAUCACGAUAGCUUUGGAGACAGGAAUUCAAAAUAUUGGAGCUGCCGUUCUCGUGUUGCUCUAUUCUAUGCCACAACCCGAGGGAGAUUUGGGUGCUGUAAUGCCAAUUACUGUGUCCAUCUUCACUCCGGUCCCCCUGUACUUCAUCCUGUUGGGAGUGACGAUCAAACGCCGUUGCUGUCGUAAGAGACCUCCACCGUCAGAAGCCCAUGAGGUCGAGCCUAUGAAUGCUCCUGGGAAGGAUUUAGUUGAGGAGAAUGAUAAGAAAGAGACGUUUGACGUUUUAUUCCCCGAAGAACCGAAUGGUGGUGGACACUUGGGUCGUUAUGGUGCAGCUCUGACGAUUAAUGCCUUUCUUGGGAAUCUGGUGCGCGACGAACUGAAAUCAGAACCAUGUGUCUCCAAAAGACCAGAUCAACUUGGAAAUCAAA
Messenger RNA from Opisthorchis viverrini, 1831 nucleotides. RefSeq lists its product as hypothetical. The transcript is spliced from 4 exons. Gene Ontology annotation, cellular component: membrane. The annotation marks the transcript as partial. The record is from RefSeq and is a predicted model, not a curated record. NCBI's taxonomy places the organism in Eukaryota, Metazoa, Platyhelminthes, Trematoda, Opisthorchiida, Opisthorchiidae.